Fusarium oxysporum Fo47 is the source of this 2584-nucleotide messenger RNA. Its product is annotated as sterol esterase. Bases 179 to 2143 code for a protein of 654 amino acids. The record is from RefSeq and is a predicted model, not a curated record. The transcript is spliced from 6 exons. Lineage: Eukaryota; Fungi; Ascomycota; Sordariomycetes; Hypocreales; Nectriaceae.
CGCUAUCUCCAAUUGCAUGUGAUUCAUUGAAUACUGACAUCACCUCCAUCUGGACAAGACCUUCGACUACCUUAUCAACCUCUUUUGCUACUUCUCUCAUUGAUCCUUGUCCCUACAACAAAAACCUUAAGCUGGGAAAAGCUUGUAUCGCGACAAUCCUCAGACAAAGAUUGUCGCGAUGGCUAUUCCUUUUAUCGGAAGGCUUCGCCCUCACGAGUAUCUAGCUCUCGUGGGAUCAUUUAUUCUCGUCGGUCUCGAGGCAAUCAUUCGAGUCUUGACUUUGGCUUUGCCCCCAUUUCUUGUUACGCUUUUCUAUAGAGCUUCAAGACGACUCUUCAAUAGGUUUUCUGCGCCUGCGAGGCGACGAGCGGAGAGUAAACGAAAAACGAUAUCCACCAAGGUACGAGACGCGCCUGACUUCGUUGAGCUGUGUCGCAUUUGGGGCUACGAAGCAGAGGAACAUAUCGUUCAGACCAAAGAUGGAUAUCUUUUAGGUCUUCAUCGUCUGCAGUGGAGAAAGGGUGAAGAAGGACAGAAAGUUAACUACGGCCCGACGAGUCUGAAAAAGAAGGUCAUCUACAUGCACCAUGGCCUUCUCAUGAAUUCAGAGGUUUGGGUUGCUCUCACAGAUGAGCAAAGAUGUCUACCAUUCGAGCUGGUUGAGAGAGGUUACGAUGUCUGGUUUGGAAAUAAUCGGGGUAACAAGUACUCCAAAAAGUCAAUUAAUCAGUCGCCAACCUCCAACGCCUUCUGGGACUUUUCCAUCGACGAAUUUGCCUUCCACGACAUUCCAGAUAGCAUCAGCUAUAUCCUUGAUACAACCCAGCAGGAGAGUCUCUCGUACAUCGGCUUUUCGCAAGGUACAGCUCAGGCUUUCGCCAGCUUAGCCAUCCAUCCCAAGCUCAACAACCAGAUCAAUGUCUUCAUCGCUCUCGCGCCUGCUAUGGCGCCUGCCGGCUUAUCUAGUGGAAUUGUCGACGCGCUCGUAACUGCAUCGCCCUCUGUUUUGUUCCUUUUGUUUGGUCGUCGUUCGAUUCUCAGUUCCGCCACUAUGUGGGAAACCAUCUUGUACCCGCCCAUCUUCAGCAAGCUCAUCGACAUGGGGCUAUCAUUCUUGUUCAAUUGGCAAACCCUCAAUAUCUCCGCGAGUCAGAAAUUGGCUGCUUACCCACAUCUGUACUCUUUUACGAGCACCAAGAGUGUGGUUCACUGGUUCCAGAUCAUUCGAAACAAAUCUUUCCAGAUGUAUGACGAUGACGUUCAUCAGCCGAUCAGUGUCACUUCAAGCAGCAAAUACUCCAAGGUUGCCAAGUACCCGACUCGAAACAUCAAAACACCAAUCGUUCUGGUUUACGGUGGUAGCGAUUCCCUGGUGGAUAUCAAGGUUAUGCUCAAGGAACUACCCCCUCAAACUGUGGCAACUGAGAUUCCUCACUAUGAACAUCUUGACUUUCUCUGGGCUCGAGAUGUCGAUACGCAGGUAUUCCAGCACGUGUUUGAUGCGCUCGAUAGCUUCACUGAUGCCGAGCAUACAAAGGAGGAAUAUGAUCGUUACUAUGUCAGCCGGCAGGAGAGUCUUCUAGGUUCAGGUUAUGCGUUUGGGCAUGCUCACCAUGGCAGCGAGAGCGAGUCUUCGACACUUACACCAAGUCUUGAGGGAGCCAAUGGUGUCCAACUUGCACCCCAACCUCAGCCACACCGAGCACGAGAGCAGGCGUCUGGAAUUCCUUCUCCUAAGAACACGACAAGACACAGAGUGAAAUACUCCGGUGAAAUACCUGCAGGCGACCGACCAGCCACCCCUGAGCUUUUUAAGAGUGCUGCGGGAAGAGACUCACCUGAAAGUGGAUUGGAUUCCCCAGUAGCGGCCAGAGUAAAGGCUGGUGUCAAGCGCAGCGGGAGUGUCGGGAGCAAUAUUAGCCUGGAUAUGCGAGAGGGUCGUGGUAUCAGUGUCGGUGCGAGUAAGGCUGCUGGUGGCAUUGUGACGAAGAGCGGCGCCAGCGGAACCAACGUGGAGGAGAGUCCUAGAAGGGACAGCUCUGCAGAGAAGAAAAAGAAGAGGGACAGCGAUACAUCUCGAGCAGUACACGCACGUUACAAUAUAUUGGGUUUGCGAGAGCCCAGCUUUUCGCAAUAUAUAUAGUGCAGACUUGCGCAUAUCAAGUUGCCGGAAUCACGAUAGGAUGGAACAUAGGACAAGCUGGAGACCCUCUUCUGUGCUACAUUGAUCAUUUUCAGCCCUAAAGAGGCACAGCAGCAAGAGUCUGACUCCCAUUUGAUAGGUAGUCAAAAUAGGAUGAUGGUGCGAGGAAGUGUGAGUGGGUCAUUUGCAAGGCUCCUCUGAUCCUUCAACUAUAGUAUUGAGGCUGAACUGAAGCAAUCAAUAAUAGUUCUUGAUAGGACUGCCUUUCAAUAUCUCCACAAUCAAAACGGCAAUGCAUGUUGUUUUUCGGCCACCAAGGGCCGACGGGAUGAUAGAAUAUGUCAGUGACUAACCGCAAACUUCGCGAAACACGAAAUACGACGGAGAUGAACUCCGAUAUCAUACUUGGAUCCUGCACCUACCUUUCUAGCCUUUACCCGG